Zingiber officinale is the source of this 1359-nucleotide messenger RNA. Its product is annotated as CTD nuclear envelope phosphatase 1-like. NCBI's taxonomy places the organism in Eukaryota, Viridiplantae, Streptophyta, Magnoliopsida, Zingiberales, Zingiberaceae. Gene Ontology annotation, molecular function: phosphoprotein phosphatase activity. The record is from RefSeq and is a predicted model, not a curated record. The transcript is spliced from 7 exons. Bases 1 to 990 code for a protein of 329 amino acids.
AUGAUGAAAAAGGUGAAGCCGACGAAGGGCACGAUAGAGCCCUCGAGGACAGUGUCCGAUUCGACAAAAAGUAUCUCGCCACUUCUAACUCCAGUCGUCCAGCGCCGCCUCCCUCCCUCCAGCGCCGCCUCCCUCCCGUGCGUCGACUCCCUCCCUCCAGCUCCGCUUCCCUCCCAUGCCUCCCUCGUCGCCUGCGGCCUCCCUCCAGCGCCUCCAUCUCCAGCGUCGACCUCCAGCGCUGCCUCCAUCCAGCAUCGCCGACCUCCAGUGCCGCCUCCAGCCAGCAUCACCGACCUACCGUCCUCCACCUCCAGUGCCGCCUCUAGGGACCUCGAAUUCGAUUCUAGCGACCUUCGUCCUUGGAAGAAAGUUGUACUUGAUUUGGAUGAGACUUUAGUUUGGGCAUAUGAGACAUCUAGUCUUCCGUCUGCAGUUUGUAUGCCGGCCAUUGAAGUUGGUCUAAAGUGCUUUGAACUAGAAUGUAUAUCUUCAGAAAAGGAUGUCGAUGGAAGACCAAAGGUCAGCCAUGCCACUGUGUUUGAACGUCCUGGUUUGCACGAAUUCUUAAAACACUUUAGUGAAUUUGCAGAUCUUAUUCUUUUCACAGCUGGCCUUGAAGGUUAUGCUAGUCCUGUUAUUGACAGAAUAGACGCUGACAAAAAAUUAAGUCAUCGGCUAUACAGGCCUUCGACUGUGAGCACGGAACACCGAGACCAUGUCAAAGACCUUACUUGUGUAUCGAAAGACCGCUCCCGCACGGUUAUGGUCGACAACAAUCCAUUUAGCUUCUUGCUUCAACCUUCCAAUGGAGUACCAUGUGUGUCAUUCUUUGCAGCACAACCUUGUGAUAACCAGCUCAUGAAAGUCAUUCUUCCCCUUCUGAAGCAACUUUCAUUUCAGAAGGAUGUCAGACCUGUUCUAUAUGAAAAGUUUCACAUGCCCAAAUGGUUUGAACACCAAGGAAUCCCCUCCAUAAACCCUAGUCUGUGAGACAUCAUCGAAUUCCUGCUUCGAAGCUCCUCUUACUGGAAUGUACAGUAAGUAUUUUAAUAUACACAACGCAGGAACCCUAAUUCAAGGGGGGUCCCUGCUUGUAGAUAAUGAUUGGAAGAAUCUCCUGAGCGUCAAGGAGUGUCGAAGGACCAAGAUUUUAUGGCUCGAAGGAAGAAUUCUGAGAUCGUAAUGGACAGUAUCUAUUGUUUUCAUGGAAACAUUAAAUUCUGGUUGAUGUGAUUGUUGAUUCAUAGGGCAUUACAUUUGCUUAGGAAGAUUACUUCAAACGAGAAGUGGAGCUGUUUUUGUAUUUUAUAUUAUUUUCAUUGAUCUUUGUAUGAAGCAACUUCUUCUUAUUCUUCUAAA